Eufriesea mexicana is the source of this 504-nucleotide messenger RNA. Its product is annotated as CAPA peptides. NCBI's taxonomy places the organism in Eukaryota, Metazoa, Arthropoda, Insecta, Hymenoptera, Apidae. The record is from RefSeq and is a predicted model, not a curated record. The transcript is spliced from 4 exons. Bases 1 to 504 code for a protein of 167 amino acids.
AUGAGAAAUCACCUAUUUGUAUUCCUGCUCGCUCUAAUAUUUUCCACUUCUCUCACCCAGGCAGAGAAGCUGAAGUCCAACGAUAGGCGAGCGUCCGGCUUGAUGGCCUAUCCCAGGAUUGGUCGAUCCGACGUGCCGAUUUCCAACGUAAAUUUCAACCGCCAUCACGUGAUGGAACCAGACACCGAUUUCCAAUUUUACAAUGCCGAGUCGGACUCCGUCCCCGACAAAGAUUACGAAGACCCUCGCAAUCCAACCCUAGGAUACCUUGGAAGAUCGAUGAACCCUAAGCAUGCAGACAAAUUUCCGAAGGAAGCAUCGUGGCUGAUCCCAGAUCGGCUCCGUUCGUCCAAAGACUAUCGACCUUGGCAAAAGUUGGACGACGAAAAAUCUGCCUAUCCCGGUUCUUUGAUACUGACUCGAGGUUCUCGGAACAGUCAGCUGAAUGGUUACACACCGAGGCUUGGUCGCGAGAACGAAGCCGAUCGAGCCAUCUGCAAAUGA